AUGUCGCUGAAUACAAAUUUCCUUCAAGUACUUCAAGAGAAUCAGCUUGCAAGUCUUGCAAUUGCCACUCUCGCGGUCGUCGGUGCCUCUGUCGUAUCUUUAAAGACUUUGAGCUUUGUAAAGUUGUUAUUUGACGUCUAUGUGCGACCUGGAAAAAGCUUGAAGAGUUUCGGAGCUGGAACGGGCGCCUGGGCAGUCAUUACCGGCGCAUCCGACGGUAUCGGGAAGGAGUUUGCCCUGCAACUAGCGGCUGCUAAAUUUAACAUUCUCUUGGUGUCUCGAACGUUGUCAAAAUUACAAGAACUGGGAGAAGAAAUUGAGAAGAAAUAUCACGUCGAAUCAAAAGUGUUUGCCAUGGAUUUCACCAAGAGCGACCCCCAAGAUUACGAAAAUUUAAAGAAUAUAAUUGACCAACUUGAUGUUGGGGUAUUGGUGAACAAUGUUGCCACAAAUCACGAUAUUCCAACACCAUUCAUUCUUGAAACCGACGAACUGAUUCGUAAUAUUAUUGAGGUCAAUAUCUUUGGACUUUUGAAGGUUACGAAGAUUGUGUUGCCGAGAAUGCUGCCCAGCAAUAGAGGCCUGAUCAUUAACGUUGGUUCUUUUGCUGGAAUGAUCGCUACACCAUAUUUAUCGUUAUAUUCGGGUUCCAAGGCGUUCAUGAACACGUGGUCACAAGCAUUGGGUGCGGAGCUCAA
Molecule: messenger RNA, 698 nt
Organism: Acaulospora morrowiae
Lineage: Eukaryota; Fungi; Glomeromycota; Glomeromycetes; Diversisporales; Acaulosporaceae
Source: the annotation of a GenBank genome assembly